AAACGUGUUUACGUUUUAGUUUUAUGUUCAGUUUUCCUUGUAUUGUGAACGAACAUUGCAGGUGUAGGUAUAUGAGAAUUGAAUUCCUUAUAGGCACUACGUAUCGUAAAUAUUUUCCUCAAUAAGGUUUUCCAACUCAGUAUAAGUUUUGCUGUGAUACAAGACACUAGAACACGAAUUAAAAAUGACUGAAAUGAAAUCCAAAAUGAAGCAGGAAUCAACACUACAUUGGAUUAUCAAGGCUGAAAAUUGGUGCUUGCAACUUGAAAAUUGGGGUAAAAUUUUCGCUGUAGUAAAUUGUAUCCUCACGUUUGGAUUUUGUGUUGUUGCUGCCGGCGCCGCAUUGUGGAUACUGAGUGAUACUAUGUCUCUAGUAAAACGUGCUAAAUACGAGAAAGAACUAAAUCAUACCUACUUUGGCCAAUAUGUCUAUUUUAUGCUCUUACUGAGCGGAGGCCUGGUGCUAAUUUUUAUAUUGACAUUAUCGUCAUUUGCCUUCGCUAUAGUUCUUGCCAAGGGAGUUUUUAAGAGAAACGCAGAGUAUGUGAAGAUCUAUUUCUGGUAUGGAGUGGUGGUGAUAGCCCUAUCAUGUGCUGGUGGGCUAGCUCUGAGUGUCCUCUUACUCUGUCCCUUCCAGUUCGACGAAGGCUUCUUCGGUUCCGCCGUUUUUUACAUCUUUGCAUCCAUAGCGUGCUACGCGCCGUUUUUAAUCCCAAUCUACUUUAUUUACAAGAAGAUUCAACGGGAGCCUUCACCUGCAUCGAGCAGCGUGGCAUACGUACAGCAUCUAGUUAGAGACGCAGAGAAAUGUUAUAAUAUUCAUAAAAAAAAUAUAAUGUUCUAAAUUAUAAACAACUAUAGGUCACACUGCAAAGCAUACUCCACCACGCUUCUCCAGUGCGAGUUGUUUGAGGUGUUUGGGCUCAUAGCCGUAAAAAAAUACUGUUCGUUUGUUAUAAUUUACUUAUCUGAAUCAAUAAUACGAACAAUUUUGUACUGAAAUAAAAUAAAUUGUUAUUAAAUUAUAAUAUAAUAUAUAGUUAUUAUUACUUACAUAUAUUACAUUUAAAUAAUCAUUUUAUACGUCCAUAAAUUUAAAUUACUUAUUAAAUAAAAAUAAAUGUUAAGAUAUUAUAUUA
Messenger RNA from Pectinophora gossypiella (pink bollworm), 1139 nucleotides. RefSeq lists its product as uncharacterized. The transcript is spliced from 4 exons. The coding region runs from base 185 to 844 and encodes 219 amino acids. The record is from RefSeq and is a predicted model, not a curated record. Lineage: Eukaryota; Metazoa; Arthropoda; Insecta; Lepidoptera; Gelechiidae.